This is a messenger RNA of Pygocentrus nattereri (red-bellied piranha), 4751 nucleotides long. It is a transcript of the gene cd44b, whose product is annotated as CD44 molecule (Indian blood group) b. The record is from RefSeq and is a predicted model, not a curated record. Lineage: Eukaryota; Metazoa; Chordata; Actinopteri; Characiformes; Serrasalmidae. Gene Ontology annotation, molecular function: hyaluronic acid binding; cytokine receptor activity. Bases 352 to 1623 code for a protein of 423 amino acids. Gene Ontology annotation, biological process: inflammatory response; positive regulation of ERK1 and ERK2 cascade; cell adhesion. Gene Ontology annotation, cellular component: basolateral plasma membrane; plasma membrane; macrophage migration inhibitory factor receptor complex. The transcript is spliced from 9 exons.
GACACCAUCUCUCUCUCCCUCUCCCUCUCUCUCUCGCUCGCUCACUUGCUCGCUCUCUUUCAGAUACACACACCAUUCAAAAGUUAUAGCAAAGUCUCUCAGCUUCAACAGGCAAACAGCUGUCGACCGCUAACUUCAGAUCGUCACCCCCCCCCUCCUUGCAAGGGCACUGGACUUGGUCUACCUCUCUCUCUCACACACACACACACACACACAUACUGACUCACUCACUCACUCAGCCACUCAUUCAGUCCAAAUCUCAGCACCCUCAGCUGUCAGAGAAGAGCCAGAGGAAUAGAGGAAAGCCCCUCCAACACAUUUCCGUCUCCCUCUGCCACUGAGUCAACCAGCAUGUGGAUUGUGCUUUGCCUUGGACUCACCUUUGGAUUAUUGGCCUCCUCUUGGGCGGGCUCCACUCAAGAGGUGAAGGUACGUGGUUGCAGUCAUAGAGGAGUUUACUAUGUUCAAGGUAAUGAUCGACACUCUUUGGAUUUUACCGAAGCCCAGAAACUAUGUGAGUUAUUGGGAGCAUCUCUGGCCAAUGCUACACAAAUGGUCACUGCCUAUGGCACAGGCCUGGAGAUCUGCAGGUAUGGCUGGAUCAACGACGGAAGCAUCUCCAUUGUUCGCCAGAGGGCAAACGUCUUGUGUAGAGCCAACCAAACGGGCGUUAUCAUAUUCAAACCUACAAAUGGAACAUAUGAUGCUUUCUGCUACGACGACACAGACAUGUCAGAUAAAAACUGUACACUGGCAAUCAACCUUGAAUCUACAGUAGACCCUAUACCACCCAAGCCUAAAGAGGUCACCAUAGUCCCAACCACAACUGCUAAUGAAGGGAACCAUGAAGAAAGUACGACUGAGGAUUCCACUGCAGGGGACCAAGAUACACUCUUUAGUAAUACUACUUCCCCCACUGAACCUCUUGAUAUAGAGAAGCUUGCUCCAGUCACCUCACCCAGUGAACACAAGGAAGAAGGAGAGACUCAGACUACACAGUUCUCCACCCUGUUGGAGACCUUUACACCUGUUGGCAACACUGAAGAUCUGACCACAAACAGUCCUUCUCAGACUGACCCACACACACAGCAAACAAUGAUGGAAGAGAGGCCCACCGCUUCAGUGCCUGCACUGGAUACCACAGGCUCAGGUAUGGGGGAGCUAUUCACCAAAACCACAGGAGAAUCACGGAACACAGAAUACAUCAGCGAUAGUACAACUGCAUCAGACACUGGAGAUCACUUUGGUACUUCAAUUGACACUGCAGAGGAUGUGCACGAGGGGAAGAUGAAUGCUCCACCAGAGGACAAGUCGAAUAGUGGCUCAUCAGACUGGCUGAUCAUUGUCGGUGUGAUUGUGGCCGUUGCAGCCAUUAUUCUCAUCUGUGCUGCUGUGGCAACAAGGAAAAGGUGGUGUGGUAAGCAUCAGACUCUGAUGAUCACCUCGAAGAGCAGCAGUGAAGGGAACGGCACAGCAGCCGCAGCAAGCAGCUCCCGCGCCCAAGAGAGAGAGCAGGAGAUGGUGACGCUCAUGCACAAAGAGAAGAUCCAGGAGAACGGCAACACGGAGGAGUUUACUGUCAUCACUCUGGAGGAGUCACCAGAAAAGAACCAGCAGGCAUGAGAGAAAGAGAAAGAGAGAGAGAGAGUGAGCAAGAGGUAGGAGGUAAGGUGUGAGAUAGGAAGGUCAUGGUUUAUAUGUUGACCAGGGAGAGAGAAACUGGUUGGUUUAGUGCACUGACAGACUGGUCUGGAGAGCAAUGGACACUCUCAUACUGCUUAAGAGAUAAGGUGGAGGGUGUCUGCAAGGUGAGCGAUUUUGUUUGUCAGUCCAAAUGUGUCUCAGUUUUUUGUUUUUCUUGUGAUAGCAGUGAAUCCUCUUUGAUAACUGUACUCCACCACUUCAAAAGGGACAACUUCUACUUAAUGGCUUAAAUUUGGGUGUCAGACAAAGGAAAAAUGCAGCAGUUCUUUAUAUUCCAACGAAGGAGAAACAUCUGUAUUUUCAUAUUUGCCUUUCAUAGUGAGAGGCCUUGAUGAUAUAGGUCAGACUUGCAUUGCACUGGGUCAUGCCUUUAGACCGAAUGCGGCUGACUUUACAUAGAUAAGAGAAGGUGUUUAGACUCGAGCCUAGACAUCAGAACUUAGGGCAAAUUUGACCUAGACUGCCUAAUUUGCAAGCAGAUAAUGCUGCCUACAUACACAAAAGCUUUCAGAUAGCUGCUAAAAAUGCUAACAGGUGUCAUUUAAUCACAAUUUUGUGCAUGCAAUCUCACAUCUUACUUUCUCUGGCCUUUCAUUGAAGAAGCUUUGUUUAUGUAUGACACCAGUCACUGUUAUCCUAAUGCAAGCGAUUCUGAAAUCUGAUUUCUGACAAUCUAGGAUGCUACAAUUAUCUUGCUCUGAUGGGAUGUUGUUCAUCUUUAACAGAUUAUAUUCAAAUCUAAACUUUCUGAUUUCUGAAAUCCCUUAAAGCUUUACUUUAACAUUUUGUUAUGCUUCUGGCUUUUGGGGUGCAGGACAGUCUUAUGGGGAAGGGCCUAAUGUAAAAUUGUAAAUAAGGGCCAUUAAAGUGCUGGGCUUUUCUCUGCUGAGUGUUAGAUAUAUACGACAAGAAAGGCUGCUAGUAGCUGAAGAUGUGACAUAGUGCACAGUGAUGAUGCAGCCCGCUGACGUGUUUUAGAAUCUUUAUGUCUUACCUGUUCUUUCUUUAUGUUAUAACCUUGUGUAGCUUUUCUUUUGUUUUUCUUUUAUUUGGUUCCUGUGGACGGGGAUAUACUUUUUUCCUUUCAAAGGAACGAGAUGUUAUUAUUUUAAUUUAUGCUUUUUUGAAUGUUAAUUGUAUAUACCACAAUGCUUGUUUACCAUAGAUUUUAAGAUUGGAUGUCCUGAAAUGUAUGGUAUUACUUUGUUUCACAGUUGUGGUAACUAUAGAGCAGUAACACUUUAAGUUCUAGGUAUUAGCUAGGGAGGUGUAAGGUACAAAUGCCAAAGUGCUAGUUAAGUAUUUGGGUUACAUAAUGGUACAUUCCAAGGUAGUCUAAACUAAAUUACACUGAAAUGCAGAAUAGGUUGUAACUAUCAAUGGGUACAUGUGUGGUACAAGCCACACUUAUGGGUAAAAAGUAGCAGGUAGUUAUUAAAUGUAAAAAAAAAAUCUGAAUAAAACACAAAAAGUGUCAUAUAGUGUAAAGCUGUCUAUUACCUGAAUCUGGGCUAUAAAAUAAAGCAGUGAUUCUUAAUAUCGUUUCCCACUGUCCCUAACAUUUACUUCAGAAAAGUGUCUUUGUAUUUUUGUGUUUUGUAUCUUGUACUUUAGAUAACUAUGUUUGUCAUUUUUGCUGUCAUUUUACUCCCUAUAACUUGGACUACUUAACACCUUGUCACUGCAAAUAUUUAUGAGGCAUUUUACUGUGUCCUUUGUCAGCUUAAGAGCUAGAAUAUGUGAUUAUAGUUUAAUGCUUAUCAUCAUUUUAUCCAAAAACAAUAACUCAGCACUUCAAGCUUGUACCCCAUACUCACUCAGUGGAUACCUAGAACUGGUUUGACAUUUAAGUGAAACUUAGUUAAACUGUUUUAAAACUUAUCAUCAUAAUCAUCAAAAUAACAAUCUAGUUCUUUGGAGUUUGUACCUUGCAUACUUAAUACCUAGAACAUAGGAGACAGUUAAAAAAAGUAUUAUGAUAACCCCCCCCACACCCACGAUUUUUUAACCAGCUUAAUCUUCUGGGUCGCAGAGGUGCUAAAGCCUAUCCCAGCAGUCAUUGGGCGGAAGGUAGGAAACAUUUACAUUUACGGCAUUUGGCUGACGCUCUUAUCCAGAGUGACUUACAAUUUGAUCAUUUUGCACAGGCAGGCCAAGGUGGUGUUCGGAGUCUUGCCCAAGGACUCUUAUUGGUAUAGUGUAGGGUGUUUGCCCAGGUGGGGAUUGAACCCCAGUCUACAGUGUAGAAGGCAGAGGUGUUGACCAAUACACUAUCCCAACCACAGGAAACAUCCUGAACCGGUAGCCAGUCAUUACCACAAUAAUUGUAUCCUAAAUUUUAUAAAAACAUCAAACAUCUUUCUUUUACCAUUGUAUUAAUUGCCUUAAUCAGUUUAAAUGUAAACUCAUUUCAUAUCAGAUUGAUGAUGUAAUAUAUGAGAACUACUACUGAUUUGUAUUUUUAAUACUCCAAAAUUAUAAUAUCAAAAACAUGCUGGUCCAGGAAAAGCUAUUGAAGAUUCAUGUGUCAUCGCUCUUAUCAUGCAUAUGCAAUUUAUAUUUACUGACUUUGAUGACAGUUAAUUAUCUUAGUUCAGAAACACCAGUGAUAUUGUGUGACCACAUUACCAACAAUGCGGGAUGUUUCACUUUGUUAUAUUAAGAUAAUAGGGGAAUUAAAUGAUGUUGCUUCCUAGUCAUGCUUUGCACAUUACAGUGCCUCCAAAGGCUCAAAGCAAAUGUACAUAUUUCCACACAUAAGCUUUCUUUUUCUCUUUCAGUGCAUUGAGAUGAUCAUAAAAUGAAAAGCAAAAAAAUCUAUGACUCCUUUAGACACAGAAUUCCAUUUCUUUUUUUCCCAUUGCUUUUCCUUCUGCCUUGUUGUGCUGACAUGCAUCUUUUCGAUUUUGUAUGCGGGAGAAUAGCAAAUGUAGUAGUGGUAGGAGUGUGUAACGAGUGUGUACAAUGAUAAAAUAACAGAUGAUUAUGAAGUACAAAAAUCAUGUUGUGUCCCAAAUGUAAUAAACAUGUAUAUAGGUGUUUGGGGA